Molecule: messenger RNA, 5890 nt
Organism: Boleophthalmus pectinirostris (great blue-spotted mudskipper)
Lineage: Eukaryota; Metazoa; Chordata; Actinopteri; Gobiiformes; Gobiidae
Gene: atxn7l1
Product: ataxin 7-like 1
Exons: 12
Coding region: 347-2449 (700 amino acids)
Source: RefSeq, a predicted model, not a curated record
ACUUUUUAAACUAAGUCCUGAUGAAGACCAGUCAUGGUCGAAACAUGUUAGCUUUGGCCAUUUAAACUAAUUCCUUUUUAACUACCGGUAUACUGUUUUUUUUUGUGUGAAUUUUACUUUUUUGGAGUACCUGGAUUUUGUUGCAUCUGAGAUAUGCUCGUCUGCAGCCCAUUUCUCGCGCUGGAGGAUUUGUGUCUUGUUGUCUGCCAUGUCUGCAAUCAGGUGGUCACUCCUCAGGGCAUACUCAAACACUAUGGUAGCUGGGGUGUAGUUUCCCUGUGAACAGAAACAGUCAGUCCCGGACCACCUCCCCUGCUCCUCUCCGUCCCACCCCCCACAAAGAGACAUGCAUAGUAAGAACCAAAAGCGCCAUGGCUCCCCGGUUCCGUCUCGGGGUCCCCUUGUCCCGAUGAAGCCCAAGACCCCCGCAGUGGCCCCGGCGGUUAACCCCAGCCCGGGCGAUACUCUGGCAUUCCGGGUGCCCAAAGAUUACCCGCACUCACGCUUCAACAAGGCACCGCUCGCCGUCUACCCACCCAAGGGAGCCCGCAGCAAAACAUGUGUGUCUCUUCCGGUGGUCAGCCUGGAGAAGAUGCCCUGUCUGAGCCGGACCAGCUCUGGGUCCCACAUGCGUCUCAACUCCGCCCCCUCCGUCCACAAACCCUCCUCUCUCACCCCCCCUCCCUCCCAGCGUUCAUCCGAAAAACUCCUGAACGGUAGGGUUAGCAGCGGGCCCCCCACACCGCGCGCCAGCCCCUCCCCGUCCUCUGUGGAUGGUCGUCCCAGCCCGGUGCGCUCCCCCCUGGACAGAAGACCCUCCUCCACCCCUUCUCCCUCCCAGUCCGACCGCAAGCCCUCCCCAUCGCCCUCCCCUUCACAAAGAUGUAGCGCUUUACCCUCAUCUUCAUCCUCAACACUGGAAAGGAAGCAGCAAAAUGGAACCAAAACUACAGCAGCCAGGCCACACAAAAGGCUCUCAGGAAGAGUGUUUGAUCCAAAUAAGCACUGUGGAGUCCCAGACCCUGAGACGAAGCGGCCCUGCACACGCUCUCUGACCUGCAAGUCUCACUCCUUAACCCAACGCCGGGCCGUCCAAGGAAGAAGGAAGCAUUUUGACGUACUGUUGGCUGAACACAAGAGCAACGCGAAGGAGAAAGAGGGACUGAAAGAGAGGGAAAAAGAGAGAGAAAGAGAGAGGGAUGUAGCCCAAGAGCGGAAAGAGCAAAGUUUGAACAAGAGUCUCUCCUCACAUCAGAGCCCCAGCAAGGCUCACUGCCCCAACGGACGACCACUAUCCACCCUAAAGCUACGGCUGGCCAAUGCUCACAUACCCAGGGCUCCAGGUCCCACUGCCUCUUCCUCCUCCUCCUCCACCCCUCUGCCUCCGGCUCCCACCCCUCCCUCUGCCCCACACCCAGAGCCGUCCCCCUCAGGCUGGACGUCUUCAGCCGGAGAGGGAGGUCGACUCUCCAGUGACGAGGGAGACGCGGAAUCACCAGAGGACACUGACAGAGCGGCCCUUCACUUCUCCAGUCACCACCCUCAACCACUGGGGUUGUGCAUAUUCAACAGUCGUCUAAUGGGACGGGGCCACUAUGUGUUUGAUCGGCGAUGGGAUAGGAUGAGGCUCGCUCUGCAGAAUAUGGUGGAAAAACAUCUCAACUCACAGAUGUGGAGGAAGGUGCCUCUUGCAGCAGAGAGCCUUCAGACUCCCUCCUCUUCCUCCUCCUCCUCUUCGUCUCAGCAGCCGUACCCUCCGUCCCCCCUCUCCGGCAGCUCUCCUGUCUCCACACCUCCAUCAAACUCCUACACUUCAACCUUCCCCCAGACAACGGGGGUCUUUAAUAUCCGGGAUGCCCCACUUUCUCACUCGCAGACUGCACUGGGCAAAGCAGGCAAUGGCACGCAUAAAUCAAGCCGCCAAUCGAAAGUGACGGAGGACUCUUUAGUGGGAUCUAAGAAGAGGAAAAACUCUACUUUCUACUCAUUUUCUUCCUUGUUUCCAGCGGUAGAUAAUCACAAAAGGAAUGGUAGCAGUCACCAUCCGACGUUACAGGGCGCAGGGGGGACUGUGGCCACUCCUGCCCGCCGAAAGGAGCUUGGUGGUGGGGGAGGUGGGCUGUGGAGCGGGGCAGAGGGCUGGAUGUCCAGAUCUGAAGGGCCGCACAACUCACAAAGUAGUCGUGAUGCUGGCGUCAGUGCACCCUACACCUCCACCAAGGAUGCAGCUACUGCCCCAUACCAGCCCCUGCCCUCCCCCUCUGUGCCCCUGGCCCACGGAGGAAAGGCAGAAAAUCGAAAGAGGAGGAGCCCCAGCUCCUUUAGAGGGAAGCCCAGCAAACUGAGCCGCCCAGGAGAACCAGAGAGUGUGUUUGGGAAAGGCAACGACAACAGUGGGAUACUGGCUCUGAGACCAGAGUCUCCCAGACAGGUCAAGAUGCAUCACUGACAGAAAUCGACAUCCUGGUUUGAAUGUUUGACCUUUGAACUCACCACUCUCAUGCAAAACCAAUGGACCGCUAUCCUGUUUCAAGUCUCUUUUUUUACAUAAUAAAAAUGGAUUCACUCACAGAGAUAAACAUUCUGGGAUUUUCAACCACAUGUAAACUGUUCUUCUAGCCUGGAUACCUUUUGGAUACAUACAUACAAACAUGGAAAACUGUUGUUCACUCAUUCAGAACUCUCUCAUGUAGAAAGGGAAUUUGCCUUGACUUUUUACACUAAGGCAGCCUCGGCACCACUGCUCAAAAACUCCAAUGCAAUCAGAGCGUUUCUGGUUGUCUGUGUACCACUUCAACCACUUCCUGUGUCUGGUCAGCUAUAGAAGAAAAUAAUUUGUUUUUAUGGUGUGCUGAUUUGAAGGACCCUCUGACACAACUACUGUAGGAUAGGACUGUGAACUGCAGCUAUGCCACUUUGACAGCCCCUGGUCCCUUUGCUCGUUCAUUUAAAGGAAGCAGCUUUGGUUGAGUUUUAUCCAGCUCUUUCUCCAUUUCUCUCCUUCUCUUUCUAUCUCCCUCAUCAUUCUUUUUAUCUUUUUUGGAAACUCCUGUUUAUCUGUGUAUAGAGAAACAGGGCAAGCUCUAGAGAUACAAACUUAUCUUUGCCUUUGUGUACCCAGCAUGCCCGUGGUCAAAGUGCACUUACUCCUACUCUCCCUCCCUCUCUUUCUCUCUCCAGCUCUCUCUUUCUCCCUCCCUCUCUUCUCUCUCUCCCUUUCUCUUUCUCCUUCUCUUUUUCUCUCUCGUGCUCCAUCUGCCUUCCUCCCUCUCUCUCUCCCACCCUCUCCCUCCAUUCCUCUCGCUCUCUCUUUUGCGCUCUCUCCAGCCUCUGUCUCUUUUUCUCUCUUUCAUCAUGGACUCCACAGCAGCCUCCAGCAGUGCCACACAAGGGAAGAUAACGUCUUUGUUACCGACUCACUCAAUUUCAAUAUAGGAAGGAGAUUGUUGAUUUAUUCCCUUCAGUCAUUACUGCGAAAAACACAAAUGUGUGUGCGUGUGUCAGGACUCGCAUCCCAAGUGAACUAACGAUGAUACAGUCAUGGAUGUCAUUUUGUAAAAUAAUUUAUCAUUGAUUUAUGUUUUUGUAACUGACCAUUGAUGUUUGAGACAUUUUGAGCAAAAACUAUUUCUAUGGCAUUUUGAAGAAAUGUUGAAAGUAUUAUGAAAGUUCAUAUUGUUAAAAUGUGUACAUAGCUGUUUCUAUUUUUGUAUUUAUUAAUAAUUGACCUUUUACUGGGACAAGCUUUGCCCUAAUACCAGUUUUUUUAUUUUGUCAUAUUAAUAUUCUGGUCUGGUUCCUCACAAGUACAAGAAUAUUUUGAUUUGUGAAUUUCAUUAUUUGACUGUUUGUAGAGUCCUUGGCAGGCAUUUAGAGGUCUAUAAAUUAGAAUGUAAUUGAAAAGUCAAUGCAUGUCAACAGUUCAAUUCAAUGUGGAGCAAAUAUCGAUUCCCAGUAAUAGAAGAAUAGAGUAGGAAAAACUUUACUCUGCAAAAAUACUUAAGUAGCAAUAGUAGUGGACAUCCUCAUUAUACCUCUGCCAACUACACCAAAGUCAAAUAACAUGGCAAUUUAUGUAUUUAAAUAGCUGGUAAUAUGAAUCACUCACCAGUUUCAAUAACUUAUUUUUAAAAUAGAAAUGCAGAUUAUGUUAUGUUUCAACAAUAAUGAGAUUUAUUGACAUGUGGAUUAAUAAUAUCUGAUUAUUGAUCCACAACUUGACAUAACUAUAAACACAUUGAUGGGUUAAGAUUGUGUUGCUGUAUUCAUCUUCUCCUGAUACAUUCUUUGGUAUGACACAUAUCAGUCAUAUAAUUUUGAGAAACCAGACCCCCAUGUAAGGGCCCCACAUUCCUGUUUGCCUGUGGUUUUCCCUUUAUCCUUCCACUGUUCAGAGCUAUACAAUUAUUUUGUAACUGUCCUAAACUUCCAAGACACACAAGUCUACUUCUAUGUCUGCCAAUAUGAUUUUAUAUUGACAUAACUUUUUAAGCUAAUCGACAUUUAAAGGUGCAUUGUCUAACUUUUUUGGUGGAGGGUCCAGCAAAUGCUUUUCUUUGUGGAGUUAUUGUUUUGUCUGGAAUGUUUCACAGUAUUUACACUUUCUAUCUUCAUGGAGACCAAACUAGACCAAGUUACAGGUCGGAUCUUUGGAAAGGCAACUAGCUCACAGUCAGAAUGCUUGUUUUUCUAGGUAUUUUUUUGAGCUACAAAACCACCUGUACUUGAAUAAAUGUAAGGUAGAGUUGUUCCAGUCAGAGAACAUUUCAGUCAGAGCAAUGACAUAUCCAGAGAAAGAGGCAGGUGACAGACCCCCACCCAAAAAGUUACAUAGUGCAACUUUAAGAUUACAACAUAUAACAAGUGUUUAAAUUGCCCAGUAAUAACAUUUUAUAUUUUUACGGUUUAUGAAAAGUUCUUUUUUUACAUUUAUUUUUAUCUGCCCCGUGUUUAAACAAAUUUGUGUGUUCACUUAAAAGAUAAUCAUGUAUAAAUUGGCUUACGGUAGCAUAAAGCUGUGAAGGCUACACAGGUACUUGCCAACUGCUUUUCAAUAGUGUUGAAUAAUGAAUGAAUUGUACAUAUUGGGUUGUGUUUUUCCAUGUUUUCUAAGUGCUUCCCAUGAUGACACUUUAUUGGUGUGUUAAAUGUUUUAGAUCUGUUUCUGGCCUAUAGCUGACUUCAACUGUGGAUACAUACAGUACAUGUUUACUUGGGUACUUGCAUAAUUGUGAGUGUAUAAAUACUUACUUGUACUACAUUACUGGCAAUGUUGUGUUAUCACCAGUCUUCUUAGCCUGCUGCUAUAUGCCAUGGAUUAACUAUAAAGGCCAACGAAUACAAUUGUUAGUUUAUAUUUCUGUUGGUUUAGUGCCUAUAAUGCUAUGUUUAAGGCUUGCUGUCUUGAUUUUUUAGAAAGAUUUCUGCUUUGUACUUUGUUUUUACCUUUCUAUGGGUCUUAUGAUGGUAUUUCAAAUGGAUGUCCUAACAUUACGUUUGAUAUGAAUAGGAAGUUACAGCCUAUCGCAGCUAAAUGUCUAAAAGCUGUUGUAUGUUGUUGUUGCUGUUGAAUUUUGUGGAGGUAUUAACAUUUUCUAAAACCUUCCUUUUUGCACUUUGUCAUAAAUGCCCUGAUCUUUAAUCAAGUUCUAUUUAUAUAAAUAUUUGAAAUAUACAAAUCUUUAUCUAUAUAUUUGUAAAGGUAUUUCAAGCUACUACAGUAAAUGAGAAAAAGUAUAUUCUUUCGACACAGCCCCUCAGAGUUGUGCUGGUUUUUGCCUAUGUGGUUCAAACUGUUGUCCCGCACAGCAGUUGGACCAAAAUGAAUUUCCCAAACAAGUGAACAUUUGCUGUAAAAUAUUCAGACAUUUAUUAAAAGAUUUCAAGUUGA